GUGCGCUUGUAUAUUUAUUUCAUUUCUGUUUGAUUGUGGAAGAAGCGAACUGUAUCCAUCCAUUCAAUGGACAAGCACUAAUCCAGUGUUUGCAUCGAACAGAACACAUUGUGUUCACCCAAUGUCUAAAGUGAUAUUCGUGUGCCCAAACACAGCUACGAUAGUUAAAAGACUCGCCCAUAGUAGUUACGUUGAUCCACAGUACGAAAAUCUGUGGCUGGUCAGCAAACAAAGUUACGAGCGAUGCGAAAUAAAUCGAAGGACUGAUACGAGACUAUGGCUGUGUGACGAACCACUUAAACUAAAAUAUUAUACGGUGACAUUUAAGAGAUUUAGCGCCAGCAAUGAGCCCGAAUUUCACCCGGGAAAAGAGUACUAUUUUGUAGCAACGUCAGAUGGAAGAAAAACGUCUAUUAACAGUACGUCUGGAGGAAACUGUAGAACAAACAAUAUGAAGCUGAAAUUCCUUGUUUGUGCAAGUAGUACAGAUCCACGUUGCAAAAGUGAAGACAUGUGUAACGGUGUCUCCCCAACAAAAUCGCAAACUUCAUCCAGGCCUACCAACCCACCAACAACUGUUGAAUCUCAUUCAACUAUGAAAAACAGUUCAUGUGCCAACAAAACUCAUCCCACGACAAGAAUCAGUAAUCCAGAUGAUCCUGAAAAAGAUGAUCGUGAAAAAGAAAAUGAUGUGUUAUUAAGGGAAUCGAGUUGUAAGAUUCGGAUCGGUUUUCUGGCGGGUUUGUGCAUCCUUGUGGCCGCCCUUUCCACUAUCCUGAUCUACAAGUAUCACUGGAAUAGAAAACCUAGGUCUUCGUCGUCACGUGACAGUGCGUCAUUGGUGCACAAAAUCGGCAGUAAUGACAGCGCAGGUGGGGACAUCUGAGAGUAAAUAGCUCUGAAUGAAACUGCGCCAGACUUGUGAGAAUAACCAAGACUGGGAGACAAUUCUUGAACGAUCCUACGGCGUUUUUUCAAGGUGUCUAAAAAUGUUUUUUUCUUACCAUUUUUCCAGCAACGGUGUAAGAAAAAACUGAAAGGAUAAGCGAGAAAAUAUGUAAUCUUUUCUCCAAGUCAUCAAUUACGCUUUCAUCGGACCCAAGCAGAAAUCGGGCAAGCAAACGUCAUUUUGGAAUUUCAUAAAAUUUUUACACAUACAUGACAUACGCGAGAAGGUCAAUUAGCUUAUUUAUAGCCAAGCUUUUGAAAAAUUGAAAAUAAAGUAUAUGCCCAUUCAGUUAAAGCAACGGUGUAAAAAAAAAAAAAAAAACUGAGAGGAUAGGCCAAAACAUGUGAUGAAUGUUUUCUCCGGUAAAUCAAUUGCGCCUCAAACGGCACGCAGAAAAUCAGGCAAGAAAACGGUGGUUUAGGAAUUUCUUAGAAUUUUUACACAUACACGACACACACACUAAUGUUUAUUAGUUUAUUUACAGCCACGCUUUUGAAAAAUCAAGAAUAAAGUAUACACCUAUUAACAAA
Messenger RNA from Stylophora pistillata, 1479 nucleotides. RefSeq names its product ephrin-B2a. NCBI's taxonomy places the organism in Eukaryota, Metazoa, Cnidaria, Anthozoa, Scleractinia, Pocilloporidae. The record is from RefSeq and is a predicted model, not a curated record. Gene Ontology annotation, biological process: ephrin receptor signaling pathway; axon guidance. Gene Ontology annotation, cellular component: plasma membrane. Gene Ontology annotation, molecular function: ephrin receptor binding.